AUGCAUAAAAAUUUAAAUAAUUACAAAAUCGAACCAUCAAAAAAAACAUGCAAAUCAGGACAAAUUAACUGUAAUGAAUUUGUAGAAUACAUCUCAAAAUAUCUAAAAAAGGUUGAUAAAGACACUUUUUCUGUUCUUACUCCCUCCAAAUAUUUACAACCUGAUGUAUAUCACCCUGAUCUUUUAUAUCAUUUAAUUUUAGGAUGUAAUGACAGACAUGUACCUGAAUCUUUAAAAAACACUUCAAGUAAAAUGUUAUGUAAACAAAUAGAAAUUAAUAAUAAAAGAAAGAAACAAAUACUAAAUAUUAUUAAGAAGAAACUUAAACACAUUUUGGCAUUUGAAAUGAUAAGAGAAAUAGAUUCUGAGAUUGAGAGUAUAAUGAUGCGAAGAAAAAAAGCACUAAAAAAAAAGAAAAAAGAUGAAGAAGCAGUACUUUUAAGUGCACUUUUAGAAAGGCGUAAAUUGAUAGAAAAUGAUUUUAAUAUUGAUGAUGUUAGUGAUGAAUAUGAAGAGGGGGAAGAUAUUGAUGUGCCUGGGUUAAUAUUUGAAUAG
This is a messenger RNA of Vairimorpha ceranae, 555 nucleotides long. RefSeq lists its product as hypothetical. The transcript has a single exon. The record is from RefSeq and is a predicted model, not a curated record. Bases 1 to 555 code for a protein of 184 amino acids. NCBI's taxonomy places the organism in Eukaryota, Fungi, Microsporidia, Nosematidae.